AUGUCUAUUACUCUGGGUGCUGCAAUCUACAUUGCUCUGAAACCCAUAUUUAAGAUAUAUACCAUCAUGUUUGUUGGCUAUUUACUGGCCAAGUUCGAUAUUGUUUCCAUGGAAAAUGCCAAAGGUAUAUCAAAUAUGGUCGUUAACGCAAUUCUACCUUGCUUAACGUUUAAUAAAAUUGUGUCCAAUAUUUCAUGGAGGGAUAUUAAGGAGAUUGGAGUGAUAAUACUUUCUGCUUUCAUUCUGUUCUUUAUAGGCGCCACAGGCGCCCUAUUUACUACAUUUGCUACAACAGUUCCUAAGAAAUUUUUUUGGGGUCUUAUAUUCGCGGGCUUCUUCCCAAACAUAUCAGAUUUACCUAUUGCUUACAUACAAAGCAUGGGUAAUGGCUCUAUCUUCACCGCUGAUGAAGCUGAAAAAGGUGUCGCUUAUUCAUGUAUUUUUUUAUUUAUUCAAAGCUUCCUAAUGAUGAAUUUUGGGAUGUGGAGGGUGGUUGGACUGGAUUUUAGACAUACAAAAAAGCCAGAUGGUGAAAGUCUUUCUCGGGCAGCAAGCCCUUCUAACGAGUACAAAUUUACUGGCAUUCCAGAAUCACCAAGUAUUACACAUCCAUCGAAUACUUACCAAUCCGAGGAUAGGAGAAGUAACAGCGAUUUAUCUUUUAACUCGAUCACUACAAAUGAUAUGGGAUCACGAGCAUACUGUGAAAGCCCAACUGGCUACAUCAAACCGUACAAGGGCUCAACUCUUCGAAAUUCGAAUGACGGAUCUUUUAAAUUCAAAAAUAAUCUGGCACAUACUGAAAUAUGCAGAGUUUCUUCAUCUUAUUCCAGCCCUGGUGCCCUUGAGAUGUCGAGAAUAGAAAACAAUUGCUUGCCACACAGCCUUGCAUCAAUGCACAAGAGAGAGGGCAGCUCCAUAGGACAAAGAAGCCAAGCCAUGAACGAGUUGAUUUCUAAAUACAGCGCUGCUGACAAAAUAAGACAUGGGGAAUUAGAUCUAUCCAGACCACUUUCCUUGACAGAGGAAGUGGGCAGCAAGAAUGCAAAUAUUGGCAAUGCUUCUACAAACACUACUGAUGAAGAAUUCAGCAAUAUCGACAACUGCACUAGUAACUGUCACAACGAGAAGCAUAAUAUAUCUGCGAUUCUAGAAAGAUACAAUCUUAGAUGGUUACAAUACUUUAUAAUAAAUUGCCUGAGGCCAGCGUCCCUGGGGGCAAUACUAGGUAUUGUAUGCGCAUUAAUUCCGUGGGUUAAAGCAUGCUUUGUAUCAACAUAUGUUCAUGUUCAUAAGGCACCUGACGGAGAGCCCGUUCUGAAUUUUUUAAUGGAUUUUACGGAAUAUAUUGGAAAUGCUUGCGUUCCAUUGGGUCUUUUAUUACUGGGUGGUACUUUAGCGAGAUUGGAAAUCAAAUCACUGCCACCUGGAUUUAUCAAAUCCGCAUUAUUGAUGACGUGCUGUCGUUUAAUUGUUAUUCCUAUUAUUGGUGUCCUCUGGGUAAAUAAACUGUACUCAAUCAAUUGGUUAGAUACGCGCAUAGGAAAAUUUGAUAUGAUAUUGACAUGGUCCAUGCCUAGCGCCACUGCUCAAGUAUAUUUCACGGCCUUUUAUACGCCUGCGUGUGGUGACCAUAUUCAAAUGAACUGUUUAUCGGUCUUAUUUGUCAUACAGUACGCAGUUCUUUUCAUCACUGUGGCGUUCAUCGUCACCUACACUCUUAAGGUUGAUUUAAAAGUUUGA
Saccharomyces kudriavzevii IFO 1802 is the source of this 1743-nucleotide messenger RNA. RefSeq lists its product as uncharacterized. The record is from RefSeq and is a predicted model, not a curated record. Lineage: Eukaryota; Fungi; Ascomycota; Saccharomycetes; Saccharomycetales; Saccharomycetaceae. The transcript has a single exon. The coding region runs from base 1 to 1743 and encodes 580 amino acids. Gene Ontology annotation, cellular component: membrane. Gene Ontology annotation, biological process: transmembrane transport.